GACAGGAUUCCUCUUCUAAAAAUGUAUGACUCUUUGUAAGCAUCAGGAAGACUGCGGCUUUUGAGGAGCAGGUAGAGUCCUGAGGUGAGGUGAACGGACUAAAACACAACAUGUCUUGGAUAAAAUAUCACAUGUCAUUGCCUGUGGCAGCGUGUGUCCUGUUUGUGGGCCUACCGUAUUCAAUUUGUAUAGUUGCCCAGUUGAUUUAUGGCUGGCCCAACAAACCUGGAUAUAAGAAACAUAUAGAGGCUCUAAAACCAAGGCGGAUAUAUCGUUUGACUAUAGCUACACUGGAUUUUUUCAAAUACCUGCAGUAUGGAAGACUGUAUUUUCAGCUAAAACUGUGGUAUAAGAAUGAUGAAAACCGUAAACAUUAUGAAAAGGGGAUUGUUUUUGGCCGCAGAGGCAACAAGCUGGACUUGUACCACCCUCCAUAUAUGUACAGAUCCCAAAGUGAGCUUGCUCCUGUGGUGGUCUUUAUCUAUGGUGGUGCAUGGGGUUCUGGAGAAAGAUCCAUUUACUGUUUACUAGCCAGGCAGAUGGCUACAGAGCUGAAUGCAACUGUCAUUUGUCCAGAUUACUCCAUAUAUCCAAAGGGAAAUGUUUUAGGGAUGGUACAAGAUAUUGCUGACUGCUUGGUCUGGGCUCAAGAGAAUGGACAAAAGUUCAACUUUGACAAAGAAAACAUUGUGUUAAUUGGCCAUUCAGCAGGCGCACAUUUGUGUGCUCUGACCGUGCUGUUUCUUAUUGAUACAAGAGAGGAGCUGUUCAUAGAGUCAAAGAAACAGCAGGAACUUACACAGUCAGUGAGAGGAGUUAUCGGUCUGAGCGGUGUCUACAACAUCAUGGACCAUUAUGAGCACGAACAAAAGCGAGCAGUUGAAUAUGUUUCCACCAUGCACAAAGCCAUGAACGGUGUGGAAAACUUUCCAUAUUACUCACCGAUGCACGUAGUGAAGACGCUCAGCCGGGACAAGCUCGACAGAUUACCGCUGUUUGCUUUGCUCCACGGGACCAGUGACACUGUCGUUCCAGUUGAAUCCUCCACAAAGUUCUCUGAGCUCCUCACCUCGCUGUCUGUGAAGGUGUCGCUCUACCUGCUUCCUGAAGUCAGCCACAUUGAGAUUGUCACUGCCCUCAUGCUGUCAAACAGGCGCUUCUACCAUCUUAUCUUCAGCUGUAUCAAGCUGCAGUUCAGGAAACUCCAGGGUGCUCGCUGACAUCUUGCCAGUUUGUCAUCAGAUGGAAGAACAUCCACAGUAUUUUUCUAACAUACCUAACUGUAUUUUUUUCUGACAUGUCAGCUCUAAAACAUGAAAGUGAACUUUAAUAUGAUCAUGACAAUGUGAAAUUCACUGAAUGUUUUGUAAUUUCUUGUUAAUAUUGAAAAAAUAUUUAGUGAUUUCUCUUCAGAUUUGGUAAAAUCACCCUUAAAAUGCUUUGGAAGGAUUAGAAAUAUUAUGUAUUAAUCCUGUAUUAAUCUGAGCAGCCAGAUUUUAUUCAGCCAUUCACAGCUCCGUGGCAUCAAGAUUGCAGUUAAUGAAAUAAAACAAAAUGAAAUCUACCUUAAAUCUACAACUGAUUUAUUCAGAUGUAUGUUCAUUGCAGAAAGUUAAGUCCAAAUAUCUAAAAUGUGUCUCUGAAUAUGUGCGUUUUAUUUAAAUGUAACAUUUUUAUUCACUUGUUUGUCUUAUAAAGUGAAAGUAUUCCGGAUUUAUUGUAACACAGUACUUAAAAUAAUUUCUUAUUAAUGCCUGAGGACACACUGCUUAAAUUCUAUCUAUCUAUCUAUCUAUCUAUCUAUCUAUCUAUCUAUCUAUCUAUCUAUCUAUCUAUCUAUCUAUCUAUCUAUCUAUCUAUCUAUCUAUCUAUCUAUCUAUCUAUCUAAAACCUACAAACUCAAUAAACCCUUCAGGCUGUGUUUACCUUCUCUUCAGCUCACUCAGACGUCCAGAGAUUGUCCCAUUUUCCGGUUUCUACACACUCAAGUCCUCAUCUCUUCUAGUUGCCUCUUAGUGUCUCCAGCUAGAGACGUGAAUAGAGGAGGCAAAGACACACGAGGAGAGAGAAAAUCAUGUCAAAGACAUUUAACCCAGUGAGAUAUUGCUGCUACAAAGCCUUCAUUUUAAACCCACAAAGCCAAAUGACAUGACACAGCUGCGUCAUUUAAACAUUUUAUUCUACAUAUUACUGUAUUUCAUUAUUUCAAUCAGAUUAGAAUUAAAUUAAUUUGUGACAAUGUAUUUGAUUAGAAUUCAAUUUCAAUUUGUGUGCACCCAUCAGACUGUGCAAAUGCCAUAAGGUUUCAACAAAGGAUACAAAAGUGUUUCUUCUUCUCAUAGCUUCCCCAGCAAGUUUCCUUUGUCCUUGCUUCUCUGUCUUCUGGGUGUAUUAUGGAAAUUGAGGUAUCCUCUAAAAUGUUGUCACUGCAUAAUGUACAGUUUUAUACUAUAUGAAAAAAUAUUUAUUUGUAGCCCAUAUGUACUGUUUGUUAUCCUUUACUGAAUGCGUAAAAAUCAUUAAGUAAUUGAGACAGUUACAGUAACUUUUAUUGGAUAAAACAUCACAUUCAUAAAUAUCUAAA
Molecule: messenger RNA, 2584 nt
Organism: Melanotaenia boesemani (Boeseman's rainbowfish)
Lineage: Eukaryota; Metazoa; Chordata; Actinopteri; Atheriniformes; Melanotaeniidae
Exons: 9
Coding region: 111-1220 (369 amino acids)
Source: RefSeq, a predicted model, not a curated record